AUGAAAGCCGCAGUGAAUAAAGGUAUUUCGAGUCGUCGUGACAUUUUUGAAUUCCUAAAAUCCCGUGGGAAGUUAAUGGAGUAUUAUUCCGAUGAACCGAUCAGGAAUUCACUAACAAGAAUUUGUUUUGCAACUUAUGAGCAAAUGGAAUUGUAUAAACAGUUCCCUGAAGUUGUUGGUAUUGAUUCGACGUAUAAUACAAAUAAAGGGAAGUAUUCUUUGUUCCAGCUACUUGUGACGGAUAAUUUUGGUCGUGGACGACCAGUUUUAUUUGCGUGGACUAGAAAAGAAUUCAAACGAGAUGUAGUUUGGAUAUUAGACUGUUUCCGGCAAAUAAUGGAAGACACCUCGAAAACAGAAUCCUUCAUUAUGGAUUGUGCGCAAGCUGAAAUAGCAGCCGUCAAGUUAACGCACAGACAAGCGCACAUUGUUUUGUGUUCUUUUCAUGUUUGCCGAGCUUUCUGUCGGAAAACAAGAAAUCCCAUUGUGAAGAACUACUUAUGCCGUCUAGUGCAGUGUAAAAGGAGAUCAGAAGUUAUUAGCAGAUUGGAUGCUAAUGUCAGUCAAUACCUACAACGUCGUUGGAUGCAUCGACGAGAAUUGUGGGCGGCCUGUUUCAGAGAUAACGUGCUGACUUUUGGGAACGAUACAAAUAAUCGUGUCGAGAGUUCCCACAAGCAGAUGAAACGGUUUUUGCAAAGAUCUGAUAGUCUGCAUAAAAGUAUGCUAAAGGUGUAUAAAUGGCAUAAACGAAGUUUUUCAAUAAUACAGCAGGAGGCGAAUAUUGCUCAAUCACGAUGCUUCACGUAUCCCUGUUCACAAAGUUUAAUCCCAAUUAUACGGUUGCUUACACCAUACGCCGCGAGGAAGGUAAUACGUGAAUACCAAUUGCGACGAUGGGCUACUGUUGAGUUCGAAUCCGUUGAUUAUGUAUUUUUCAAAGAAAAUGGGAAAACAGUGCAGGUUGAUCUGAGUGCUUGCACCUGCACGUGCUUUACAUUUCAGACCUGUCGGUACCCCUGCCGACACUUGCUUUUGGUCCACUUAAGAAAGCCG
This is a messenger RNA of Trichobilharzia regenti, 1056 nucleotides long. The record is from the annotation of a GenBank genome assembly. NCBI's taxonomy places the organism in Eukaryota, Metazoa, Platyhelminthes, Trematoda, Strigeidida, Schistosomatidae.